CUGAGCUUCUGUUCUCUUCUCUUCUGUAUAUAAUUUUUUCGUUAGAUUGAGAGAACAAGAACGAGAUUGAGAGAUAAACAAGGCUAUGGAGCCAGAAUCUGGGAUUUCCACUGCUCACCGCUCGACUUCUACUACUAUAGGCCAACAAUUUUCAUGGCCGAGGAUGUCGAGGAAUUUGUUACUAGCUUAUCAGAGCUUUGGUGUAGUUUACGGGGACUUGGGUACUUCACCUCUUUAUGUUUACUCAAGCACAUUUUCUGGGAAGUUACAUAAACAUAUUAGCCAAGAUGCAAUCUUUGGUGCUUUUUCAUUGAUCUUUUGGACUCUUACUCUUAUCCCUUUGCUUAAGUAUGUCUUUUUCUUACUCAGUGCUGAUGAUAAUGGUGAAGGUGGGACCUUUGCUCUUUACUCACUGCUUUGCCGCCAUGCUAAGUUUAGUUUGUUUCCCAACCAGCAAGUAGCUGAUGAAGAGCUCACUGCCUAUAAAUAUGGUCCAUCUUCUCAGCAUGCUAGUUCCUCUCCCUUGAAGAGAUUUUUGGAGAAGCAUAAAAGGUUAAGGACUGCCCUUUUAGUUGUUGUGCUGUUUGGAGCUUGCAUGGUCAUUGGUGAUGGUGUCCUUACUCCUGCUAUCUCAGUUCUAUCUUCCGUUUUGGGGCUUGAAGUUACAGAAAAGAAAUUAACUAGUGGUGAACUUCUCUCGAUUACUUGUUGCAUCUUGGUCGGUCUGUUUGCUCUGCAGCUGCAAAGAACGCCCUAG
Molecule: messenger RNA, 757 nt
Organism: Humulus lupulus (European hop)
Lineage: Eukaryota; Viridiplantae; Streptophyta; Magnoliopsida; Rosales; Cannabaceae
Product: potassium transporter 4-like
Exons: 5
Coding region: 86-757 (223 amino acids)
Biological process (GO): potassium ion transmembrane transport; cell tip growth
Cellular component (GO): membrane
Molecular function (GO): potassium ion transmembrane transporter activity
Source: RefSeq, a predicted model, not a curated record